This is a messenger RNA of Suncus etruscus (white-toothed pygmy shrew), 2673 nucleotides long. RefSeq names its product glutamate metabotropic receptor 6 (gene GRM6). Gene Ontology annotation, biological process: regulation of synaptic transmission, glutamatergic; G protein-coupled glutamate receptor signaling pathway. NCBI's taxonomy places the organism in Eukaryota, Metazoa, Chordata, Mammalia, Eulipotyphla, Soricidae. The record is from RefSeq and is a predicted model, not a curated record. Bases 1 to 2673 code for a protein of 890 amino acids. Gene Ontology annotation, molecular function: adenylate cyclase inhibiting G protein-coupled glutamate receptor activity. The transcript has 11 exons. Gene Ontology annotation, cellular component: membrane.
AUGUCGACAGCCUGCAGUGGCCGCACAGCUCGCGGCGAGCGGAUGGCACAUUUCCGGAGCCUGCGGCUGGGGUUGCUGCUGGGGGCGUUGUGCGCCCUGGCCCUGUCCCCGGCUCCGGCGCGCGCGGCGGGCUCGGUGCGCCUGGCGGGCAGCCUCACUCUGGGCGGCCUGUUCCCGGUGCACGCGCGGGGCGCGGCUGGCCGGGCGUGCGGGCCGCUCAAGAAGGAGCAGGGCGUGCACCGGCUCGAGGCCAUGCUUUACGCGCUGGACCGCAUCAACGCCGACCCGCAGCUGCUGCCGGGCGUGCGCCUGGGCGCGCGGCUGCUGGACACCUGCUCCCGGGACACGUACGCGCUGGAGCAGGCUCUGAGCUUCGUGCAGGCGCUGAUCCGCGGCCGCGGCGACAGCCACGAGGAGGCCGCGCGCUGCCCCGGAGGCCUGCCCCCGCUGCCCGCCGCGCCCCCGGAGCGCGUGGUGGCUGUGGUGGGCGCCUCGGCCAGCUCCGUGUCCAUCAUGGUGGCCAACGUGCUGCGCCUGUUUGCGGUCCCCCAAAUCAGCUACGCCUCCACAGCCCCUGAGCUCAGCGAUUCUACCCGCUAUGACUUCUUCUCCCGUGUGGUUCCACCCGACUCCUAUCAGGCCCAGGCCAUGGUGGACAUUGUGCGUGCAUUAGGCUGGAACUAUGUGUCCACACUGGCCUCAGAGGGCAACUAUGGCGAAAGCGGAGUGGAGGCUUUUGUGCAAAUAUCCCGGGAGACUGGGGGUGUCUGUAUUGCCCAAUCCAUCAAGAUUCCACGAGAACCCAAGCCAGGAGAAUUCAACAAGGUCAUCAAGAGACUCCUAGAGACACCCAACGCCCGCGCCAUCAUCAUUUUUGCCAAUGAGGAUGACAUCAGGAGGGUUUUAGAAGCUGCUCGCCAGGCCAACCUGACUGGCCACUUUCUGUGGGUGGGAUCUGACAGCUGGGGAGCCAAGACCGCCCCCAUCCUGCACCUGGAGGACAUGGCCCAGGGCGCCAUCACCAUCUUGCCCAAAAGGGCCUCCAUUGAUGGAUUCGACCAGUAUUUUAUGACCCGUUCUUUGGAAAACAACCGUCGAAAUAUCUGGUUUGCUGAGUUCUGGGAAGAGAAUUUUAACUGCAAACUCACCAACUCACAGACCCAGCAGGAUGAAUCCACUCGCAAGUGUACAGGUGAGGAACGUAUCGGCCGGGAUUCCAACUAUGAGCAGGAGGGGAAGGUGCAGUUUGUGAUCGAUGCUGUGUAUGCUAUUGCCCAUGCCCUGCACAGCAUGCAUCAGGCUCUGUGUCCUGGCUUCAUUGGCCUGUGUCCAGCCAUGGAACCCACUGAUGGGCGGACCCUGCUGCAGUAUAUUCGUGCUGUCCACUUCAAUGGCAGCGCAGGAACCCCUGUGAUGUUCAAUGAGAACGGAGAUGCACCCGGGCGCUACGACAUCUUCCAGUACCAGACCGCCAAUGGGAGCGGCAGCAGCGGCGGGUACCAGGCGGUGGGCCAGUGGGCUGAGACGCUGCGGCUGGACGUGGAAAUGCUGCAGUGGUUUGGGGAGCGUCGGGAGGUGCCCGCGUCUCUGUGCAGCCUCCCCUGUGGAGCAGGCGCCAGGAAGAAGAUGGUGAAAGGCGUCCCGUGCUGCUGGCACUGCGAGGCAUGCGACGGCUACCGCUUCCAGGCCGACGAGUUCACAUGUGAGGCCUGCCCUGGCCACCUGCGGCCCAGCCCAAACCACACGAGCUGCCGGCCCACGCCCGUGGUGCGCCUCACCUGGUCUUCCCCCUGGGCCGUGCUGCCCUUGCUCCUGGCAGUGCUGGGCAUCAUGGCCACCACGACCGUCGUGGCCGUCUUUGUGCGCCACCACGAAACGCCCAUCGUGCGGGCCUCGGGCCGCGAGCUCAGCUACGUGCUGCUCACGGGCAUCUUCCUCAUCUAUGCCCUCACGUUCCUCAUGGUGGCCGAGCCGGGCACUGGCGUCUGUGCCACCCGCCGGAUAUUCCUGGGCCUGGGCACGUCGCUCAGCUAUUCGGCGCUGCUCACCAAGACCAACCGCAUCUAUCGCAUCUUCGAGCAGGGCAAGCGCUCCGUCACGCCUCCGCCGUUCAUCAGUCCCACCUCGCAGCUUGUCAUCACCUUCAGCCUCACCGCGGUCCAGGUGGUGGGUGUGCUGGCAUGGCUGGGGGCCCAACCCCCCCACAGUGUCAUUGACUACGAGGAGCAGCGGACACUGGACCCAGAGCAGGCCCGGGGAGUGCUCAAGUGCGACAUGUCAGAUGUGUCUCUCAUUGGCUGCCUGGCCUACAGCCUCCUGCUCAUGGUGACAUGCACUGUCUACGCCAUCAAGGCUCGAGGUGUGCCUGAGACAUUCAAUGAAGCCAAACCCAUUGGCUUCACCAUGUACACCACCUGCAUCAUCUGGCUGGCUUUUGUGCCCAUCUUCUUUGGCACUGCCCAGUCAGCUGAGAAGAUCUACAUCCAGACCACCACGUUGACUGUGUCCUUGAGCCUGAGUGCCUCAGUGUCCCUUGGCAUGCUCUACGUUCCCAAAACCUACACCAUCCUCUUCCACCCUGAGCAGAAUGUACAGAAGCGGAAGCGGAGCCUCAAGACAACCCCCACUAUGACAGCAGCUUCACUCAAGGGCCAAGAUGCAGAGUCUCCAUAG